This is a messenger RNA of Ciona intestinalis (vase tunicate), 4897 nucleotides long. RefSeq lists its product as uncharacterized. NCBI's taxonomy places the organism in Eukaryota, Metazoa, Chordata, Ascidiacea, Phlebobranchia, Cionidae. The record is from RefSeq and is a predicted model, not a curated record.
CCGUCUUCCCCCACCGUACUAUAUAUAUGGACUCAGAAGGGCAUAUAGAUUAUAGCCAUUAUAAUUUAAAGUCAUAUAAUAUUUACAGUGACACGACAACAAAACUAGGGCAUUGGUUGUUUGCGUUAUAUGAAUGCAGCAUGUGCUGGUGCAAAUACAAGUCAUUAUUUCUAGUUAGCAAUGACAGACGCCUGAUUUCGUUUAAUCUCCAAACACAGGCCGACACUGAGUAACCAGAAACCUGCCUUUCAUUAAAGAUUAGUCGACAUUGAAGCUGGUAGUACAAGCUGUAGUUAGUGAUAGUCUUUUAGUAUUGAUUUAUACUUUCUUUUCAGCAGUUUUCUGAUGCUGUUGGCAUCGUAGGUGUUAUAGCUUGUAAUGGAAACGCCGUCCUUGCUUCCUUUAGAUUACCUCGCUGUGAAUUCAUCCUCUUUCGCUACCUCAUCUGAAACCAGUAUCGACUCCGGGACCGAAAGCGGUUCCCAUAGAAGCCCGAGCGAUUCCGAAUGUUUUGACGGAAAAUACGACCUCGUUUUCCCGCCGACGACGUCUGAAUCGCCCGUAAUGAAAUCUACCUCGAACUCUGUACCUCCGCCCCCAUCUUUGCCCCCACCCCCCAACGCACCACCACCGCCUCCCCCGCCGUUGGGGUUCAACUCCAAAUUUGGGGUCAACAUGGGCUACAAUGCUAAGGAUAACAAGCGCUUAAGAAGGCUAAACUGGCAGAAAAUUCCUGAUAUUCAAAUCAACAGCGCUGGCGAGACCAAUAUAUGGAUGGAAGGAAAAAGCGGGAUAACUGUUGAUUUUAGCACUAUAGAUGAUCUGUUCGCUGUCCAGGAGAAAACUCCCCUAAGAAAAUCUCCGCCGUGUAGAUCCUUUACUCCGGACUCGGAUUCGUCGAAUCCUGACGAAGCCAAACCUGGAACGAUAUCACUUCUUGACUCGAAACGAAGUCUAAACGUGAACAUCUUUCUACGACAGUUCAAGAGGUCCCCCACCGUGUUAGCGGAAUCUAUCAAACAGUGUGACGUUUCCUUUAUGAACUCGGACAAGCUUCGAGCCCUGAGGAAGCUGUUACCUGACAAAGAGGAAAUAAAGGUUUUGAAAGGUUUCCAAGGUAAUAUUGCUUCAUUGGACACCGCAGAGACGUUCUUUGUCCAUGUCAUAAACGUCCCUUAUUACGUCAUAAGAAUUGACGCCAUGCUGCUUCGUGAGGAAUUCGACCACGCGAUGUCGCAAGUGGAGCAAUCGAUUUCAGUUUUACUACGAGCUAUUAAAGAGUUGCGACAAUGUUUUGCACUCCCCACAAUUCUACACUUUGUGUUGCAAGCCGGCAAUUAUUUAAACCGGGGCGCAGCCUUUGGCAACGCAGUUGGUUUUCGUCUGGCAUCACUGAAAACUUUAACGGACACGAAAGCGAACAAGCCAGGAAUGACUCUCAUGCAUUAUGUUGCCAUGGAACUAGAGAAGCAUGACCCGGGAAUGAUCGGAUGGACUGAAGAAAUACCCAGCGUUGGUUUGGCAUCGAGAAUAUCCGACGAAGAAGUGAGACAAGAAAUUAGCAUAUUUAACAACCGCGUGGUAUCGCUGCGGAGCAAAGUCGAGUCGGAGUCAGACGACGAUCUCAGGGAACACGUGACCGAGUUCUUAAAGGAUGCUGAAGAACGGUUAAACACGACAAGAGCUCAAGAGCACCAUCUGACGGAGAUGUCAAAGGAGCUUGCCACGUAUUUGUGCGAACGUAAAGAAAAGUUUUCAUUAAACAGCUGUUUUCAAAUCGUGUCCGAAUUCAGGAACAAAUUUUCUAAAUGCUCCGAAGAAAACAAAAAGAGACAACAGGAAAAUAAAAGAAAGGCAUCUGUGGAAAAGCAAGCUACAGACCGAAACAACAACGCUAAUCAAUUUAACAACAACAACAACAACAACAACAAUAACAAUAGUAAAAAACAAGUUCACAGUCAAUUGUCGAGUGAAGACAAAUCUACCGAGAAACAAACUAGCAACUUUCGCCGAAGUAAUUCACUUGCUACCCCGCACCAGCGUUACAAGGGCGCUCGGUCUACUAGCGACCUCUCCGAUGACGUCACAGUGACGUCAUCAAUCCGUAGACGAAACGACAACUCUUUCUUAAGAAGAACUUCACUUGCAAAACCAGAGGAACACGAAAUCGCGAAGCUAUAUCAGAAGCAAUUUCAAAAUGGUGACGUCAAAGAGGCGUGGCCUGAGUGUCAAUCAAACUCUCAAUCGACCAAUCAGGGACCAAGAAGUUUAGAUGAGAGAUUGAGGUUGUUUGGAUCAUCCCCAAACUCAAAACCGGAGGCUGAAACUGAGGUAUCGACAACUUUUUCUAGAAGGAGACGAUUUGGAUCUUUAAGGACUCGAUCUUUGCGCGGAGGAGCUCGGAUUGACGACGACGAGGAACUAGUUCUGCAUCUUCAGGCGCAUCAGGAGGAGCACAAAACGGAGGUGGAUUUAGAAGAGUCAAUGGAUCGCUUUGUGACGAGGGAACGAAGCCGACUCUUUGAACGAACUCAGUUGAGAAGAUCUUAUGUCCGGAUGCCGCGGAAGGAACCGAGUUCGAAAGAAGAAGAAGAAAGCGAUUCUGACGUCAUAGCUGAUUCUCUUCCUGCUCCUGACGUCAGAAGAAGAUCGUGGCGUCAUAGAAGAUCCCCUCUUGCGUCACAAUCUACUUCAUGUAUCGACCAAUGCAGUGAAGUGUUUUCUCAACCUGACGAACAAAAAGACUCCGCCGCAGGGGAAAACUCCGGUGACGUCACAAAACCACGUAGACAUGACGACAUCAGAGAAAGGAUCCGAAGAUACAAGACUGCUGCUUCGUGUGAGGAAGAUACGAUAACAGAUCGUAGACUGAGCAGCAGUUCAAUUUUAAGUCGAAAAGAGUCGACUGCUUCCAGCUGUGAUUCGUCUCUGGUUUCGUUUUCCGAAGAUGUUCCUGAAGCUCAACCAAUCAGAAGACGUUUAGAUCGUCGACGUACGAUUGGUGGGAACGAAACACAAUUCUUUCCUGACAACCGAAUCGAGACGAGUGAAAAAAUCGAAAAUGUGGCGGAAGAGACAACAGAAAAUCUGGAAUGCGAUAAAGACACCUUUGUAAAAACUCCUGCUGAAAGUGAAACGGAAGAGCCUAUAGAGCUCAACUCUACAGUUACUGUUGAAGAAGAAGUUAUUGUUGCACGUGAAAGCAGUAUCACAGAGUUGGAAACACCUGCAACCACAAUUAGCCAACAAUCUUCUGUUAAAACAGAUGAGAUAACAGUAACUGAAGUCAAAACUGAAGAAUCUAAAGAAAAAGUUAACCUAUCGAAACCUAAAGAAGCAAAAGCUAGAGGAAUACCCCAAAUGCGUAAAACCCCUAUUAAAAAGGUUGGGCUUACUCCUUCACCCAGCAAAGGUCAGAAAAACAUCCUGAUUCGAUCACGUGACGCAUCUCCAGCGACCCCUAGCGAAAAAGUCAUACCAAAUUCUGGAACUUUGAAGAAAAAACUAACAGUUCGAGCGGUUCGUUCGCGAGAUUCAUCUCCAGCACCAUCUACCGGUAACAAAUAUAAACCUCACGUUACCACCAGAGCGUCGUCUUUAUCCCCGACCCGCAAGCUACAUACCCCUAUCACUGAAGUAAAAAGUUUUCUCCGGAAAAUUAAGAAAAAAGUUGACGAACAGGAAAAAGAUUCGGAAAGUAUCGCAGUAGAAAUCCCUACCGUAAUUGUGUCUCACGCGGACGAUUUACAAAACACAGAAUCUCCAAGUAUAACAGUGGAAAAUACUGAAAAAUCUGUCUCCGAAUCAAAAAUACCGAAGAGACCUUCAUCUACUAAUAGUUCUCCAACCAGAUUAUCAAGGCCAGCAUCCCGUUCAACUGGAAUUGUAACUCCUGCAACUCAAACCUCCAACACUAUGAACAGAGCAGCCAGGCUGCGACAGAAUAAGACGCAAACUUCUUCACAGAUAAGUGUAAAACCUGCGUCCAGAUUUUCUUCGCCGGUAAAAUCCACCCCAAAAGCAAAAGAAGUUCCGAAAAAGCCUGCUCCAAAACCUGUUUCUCAAAAGCCACCCGUAAAAAGCAAAGUAAACUCCCCAAAAACUGUACGAAAACCUACUGACGUUAAGAAGAAAGCAACGAAUAUUAAGUCGCCCAGAUCAGUUACGCCAAAGAAUGCUAAAACUGUACCUAACAAGCCUAUACCGACUAAUGUACCAAGACCAAAGCCCAAAGUACCAAUUCCUAUGAAAGAAACGAACUUAUCAGACGCGGUGGACUCUCCUGGACAGUCUGGAGCUCCUAAUAACACAACAGCACCCCACAGCGGCGUUCAAAUGAACAGAGCAGCGAGGUUAAGAAUGCUAAAGAAAAAUAGCGAAGCCAAAUCAAAUGCAAAAUAGAGUAGCAUUUUAUAGUUUUUCUUAUUAGCUACUAAUGACCUGGGAUUCACAUUUGUGUUGCCUAAACUAAAGAUAACGUGUAUUCGGUGAUAAAGCUUCAGAAUAGGCUAUGAGUCAUUGUAAACUGCUUGAGCUUUUUAGAUAAAGACAUUUUCAUUUUAAUAGUUAAUGCAUAUGUUUUAAGGCGGGUCUCGAACCUGUAUUAGAUAAAUACCGUCUUAGGUUACAGAAAUCUCGUUAUGCAAUCUUGCACAGUAGCAUUUAUUAGUGUUAUGGUUCAAGUGCCAAGCGACAAAUAGUCUUCUAGUGUUUAUUAUCUCAUUUUAACGGCUUUAUUUCUCAUAUGAGUUUUUGGAGUUUGGGUAAAAAAUGCCUUCAGUUUUUUCAUGAGACCAAAGCAGCCUUUUUACGAAUUCGUAGCUUUUAUUCUUCCUUUCUUUGUAGUUUCUUUUUAUGUCUCCAGUUAUUUUAUAAAUAAAUAAUCUCUAUUCGUUUA